Messenger RNA from Blastomyces gilchristii SLH14081, 6570 nucleotides. Its product is annotated as leucine Rich Repeat domain-containing protein. The transcript has 2 exons. Gene Ontology annotation, molecular function: protein kinase binding. The coding region runs from base 2674 to 5097 and encodes 807 amino acids. Lineage: Eukaryota; Fungi; Ascomycota; Eurotiomycetes; Onygenales; Ajellomycetaceae. The record is from RefSeq and is a predicted model, not a curated record. Gene Ontology annotation, cellular component: cytoplasm.
CGAAUAUUGUAUCUGCCAGCCGCCUCAAGCAAGAACCCGAUAAGCGAAGACAAACCAACUCGGCAAGAAUAAUAUAGUCCUCAGAAGUCCGAAAAAGAAAAUCAUGAACAGCAAUCUCCACUCUCUCACGGAGUAUCUAUUCCCUGAACGAUUGAGGAGCAUGGAUCCAUUAUAAAAAUUUUAACCUUAUCAAAUCGUAUCAUCAUUGUAGGUGUCACCACUCACCAGCUCGAUGACUUCGAAGACCGAACCAUGUAGCCCUAGGCACGACUAGUAGUAUCAAUUUCACCUGAGCGUAGUGUGCAGGGAGUGCAGGAUGAUCUUGUCCCAUGGAAGUCUCGUUUCACCUCCGCAAGUCACGGAACGGUCUCAACUCAAAAUACGUCGAAGUGGCAGCCCGGCAAUGGAUGCAUGGGUGUGCUGGACUGGCUAGUUAGGUCCAUCAAUUCAUUUUUCAUGAAUAGAAAGAAACCAAACUGACGGGACAGCUUCCCAAUUUUUUUUAAUUUUCACCUCAACCCUCGUACGGCCUCGGUUUUGUGGGACAAGUUUCGAACGAAGCUUCGCUGUUUUGUUUCUCUCUCUUUGAGUUGGAUUGAUAUUUUUUAAUGUCAACCACUGGGAAGAGAGCAUGUUUAUUCUGAAUUGGCGAAACCCGUUUCACAGGAAAAGUUACUGGUAGUCUGGGAAUGACCGUAAGUAAACUCCCAGACUGACCAAAUUGGGUAAUCCCGUAUACAGUUCCGGCGCCAGGGGAAAAUAACGAAACUGUCUGACCAGGAUAAAGAGCCGUCGUUUCGCCAGCUCUUUACGCAGUCAAUAACCACCACAUCUAAUGAUUUUGAGGGGGGGUGAUGACUCUGAUGAGGAUGACGACAGGAAACAGAAGGGUGGCCAACAGAUCAACACAUUGUAGGGUUAUUCCAGGGCUUCCCAUGAGCCAGGUGAUUAAAUAUGUAUGAUAUAUAUCGUCAUUCCUAGGCCAUGUGGGAACGAGGGGGAGUUGAAGUGAGGAACAAUUGGGUGAAUGUUGAAUCCAUGGAGUGAUCAUCUGCAUCGUGAACCUUCUUAGUGGUUGGCCGCGUGAAUGUGGGUGAUUUGUGCCACAUGAAGGGAAGAAUUCCGUCAAAUAAUGAUGGGUACCUCGCGGUACAUCAGCGGCGUUCAACUGCCAGCCGAAGAACUCUUAAUCUCGCCAGCCACCAACCACACGCGCAGGCCCGAGGGCAGACAAGACAGGCCAAGCAAGCCCCGCCAGCUUGCUGUUUCCUUCCCAAGAUAGGCUUAACCAGCCUACGAGGGCCCCUCCGAGAAUGGCUCCGAAGAUAGCAAAGUCCGCGCCGUAACACUGCGCUGGGUGAGGGGGGCCGAGUGCCAGUCGUUAAAUAACAGCCUGUACACAGUAGUAAGCAUGGGCUGGGAACAGAUUUGAGGAAGCAGGGAUUCCGAGGGGCAAACCGGGGCAGGCAGACUAACUGGGAGCGUGCAGCAGCUAGUGUGAAGGGGGCGGUCCUCUGGCGCUAUCAUGCCCGUAUGCAGUCUGUUGCAUCCACUACAAAUCCCUCGUCUGGCAGUCCGGUCCCAUGCACGGUGCAGGCUUGCCCUUGGCUGACUGCCCCUCCCCAAUCAGAGGCGGCGGCGAGGUGAAUUAUGUACGUAGUAUGGAGAAAUACACAGUAAGAAAUAUCAGCUCUUGACCAGCCCAUCAUCCCUUUCAGUGUUUUCCGCUCUGGGUAGUUUCCUCCUCCCUGUGGUUCCUAUCCCGCACACCCACCUCUUUAUUUUUCCCUCCUCGUCCUCUUCCUCUCGUCUUCCUCCUUUCUCCCUUCUCUUCUCUUCUGCUCUUUUGUUUUCCCUUUACCCUGUCUCUUUUUGAACAGCGGACAACUCGGUUGGAGGAAUCGUGCUAGGACCAACACUUAUCCCUCUCCCUCUCCCUCUCUCCCUCUCCCUCUCUCCCUCUUCCCUUCUGUUGACUGGCCAAUUGAGUCGACGAACCUCAUCGGUCUUUUCUCUCUCCCGCUUCCCCCAAAGCCCAGCAGCAUCGUGUUGGGAUUAUUUGUAUUGUAUUGUGGAUUUUCAUUCUUCUCUUGUCGGAGACGGGUAUCUGUUUUCCACAGUCCGUCUCUAGUUUCUGCCUUCUUUUUUGCCUUUUUUUCCCUUGGGGCUGUCCCGGUGACCAAACCCAAAACCCCCCCGCCCAGUUCUCUCCGUGCACAUGAACCCAAAAGACGUGAUCCUUUGACCACUUCGCCACGGGCUUCGUAAUAUUCCUGUGCAGUCAAUUUGAUUUUCCUUAAGAGAAUCCUCGUUCUUGACUCUUUCUUGACUCGUUCCUUUUAAGCCCUUGCCCCGAGUGUCUUGUUGGAAAGUGCGGGCAUUUUGAGUCACUCAAGCUUCAAAGUCACUGUUGUGGUGUGCGCGUCCAUUUUGAGCCUCCUGUUGUCAUCAAAACAAUCUCCGGUGUUGGUGGCAGCCUUCUCCCUCCUUUCCGUCUCGCAACCGCAACAUCCGCAUCUUCCUCAGCCCACCCUCCCACCACGACGCCCUAUAUCUUCUUGGAUGCGCUCAAAAUGUCCUCUCAUCCAUAUAUAGUCUCGUUCUGUCAGUGAACAAGUCCCGCUUUCUCCUUUAGACUGGACCCAGAACUCCUUGGGCAGCGACCUCGUCAUUAUGGAGAAACUCAACACUGAAGAUGGCCAGCUCUUCAUCAAAAACCUGGCCAGCUUCGUCCGUACUCAUGAGAAGGCCCUCGCCAACGCUUUGCAGAUGAAGCGUCAACCCUCCAAAGCAUCAGACUCUUCCACCCGUUCCGCUACUUCCUCUACACUAGCUGCUGCGUUAUCCUUGGGGACACUGAGUUUCACAUCCCACAACAUUAAACCUGCAAAACUCACCCUGACUAGCCAUCAUCUUUUCUACCUUUUAUCCCGGUUUGAGGACAUAUCCAUUCCCGUGGGGCCCAUGAACAUCCGCUUGGAAAACAUCAAUACAGAGGCUUCGUCUGCAUAUGUGUCUUUCUUAAGCAAACCACGUCGCUCCAAGGGAGACAGAGACUCGAUCCAUUCUGUAUCCAGUGUGCGUAGUGUCAUGUCCGGUAUGAGCUCGCUCUGGUCCUCAUUUGGCCUAGGAUCCAAAGACUCUGUCUCCAAAUCGGAAAAAGCCAAACUAGCCAUUGAAAAUGACCUAAAAUAUUUGUAUUCGGCCUUUACUAAAAUCCCCUGUUUGAGACUUGCCCCGGAUCACAGAGCUCGCCUUAUUCGUGGAUACGAGGAAUUCCCCUUUGACACAGCUGUCCCACUCCAUUCGUUUAAAAACCUCAGCGCCCUGGAGAUUAUCGAUGUAGAUUUCCGUUCCUUUUAUGGCUGGGAUCGUCUAGCUGAACAGUUAAGAUCCCUUACUCUUAAACGUGCCAGUAUUGAUGACCCUACGGACCUCUUGACCGGGAUCGUUCUGGAUGACCUUGACAAACGGAGACGGAGAUCCUCCAAAUAUCAAUCAUCUCCAGUUCUCGGGGCUUCUUCCAACCCCCAGACAUUCAAUAAACCAGACCUGGCGAAAUCCAUGUCGGCACCUGGUUCUCCAGUAGCUGAGCCCAGUUUAAGCACAAGUUCCAGCCCAAAAGGCAGCGCCUCCAUGGUCAGGGGUUUCUCUGAGGGUGGGAGAAGACAUGCUCGAACAGAAAGCAUUUCACCCACACGCCCCACUAGUUCAAGACACCAGUCUCAUCGCAGAGGAACGUCUUCCAAAAUACGCAGAUCUGGGUCUGGGAGUUCCAAUUCUAGCGAGGCUUCCUCCCACCAGAGGAAUGGAAGCAUGUCGAAUUUAUUGGCUGCUGGCAUCCUUCCUCCAUCCAAAUGGCGGUUCCUGCGCCACCUCAGCUUGACAGACAACUCGAUGACUAGUGUCAGUGUCUCCAGUCUUGCUCCUGUUGCCAAUACUCUCCAUUCAUUGGAUUUGUCCUGGAACCUUUUCACCGAAGUCCCCGACAGCCUUGCAUCCUUGACAGCUUUGAGAUCUUUAAACCUAUCUCACUGCAUGAUAGACUCUCUCCAUUCUCUUUCUAGGAACCCGUUGCCUGCCAUCACUGCGCUUAAUCUUCGAGGAAACCGUCUCCGAUCACUCGCAGGAAUCGAACGGUUAUUGUCUUUAGAGCGCCUUGAUUUACGAGACAAUGAACUAAGUGAUCCCACCGAAAUCGCCCGGCUCACUGGUAUCCCAUACCUACGCGAAAUUUGGGUGUCUGGGAAUCCUUUCACCAAAACAUUUUCGGGAUACAGGGUUUCCAUAUUCAACCUAUUCAGACAAACUCCAGGAUUCUCUGAGGAUAUUACUAUUGAUACUACGGGCCCCGGAUAUUCGGAAAAGAAACAACUUGUGACUCGUGUCGCAGAACCGGAAGGGGCUCCUGUUAUUCGACGUCCAGAACCUGGUAACGAACUUGCGGAUAAAACCCAAGAUAUUUCAGUUGCCUCGUCAGUCGCUGCAAUUCGUGCAGAUACAUCAGCAUCUGCCGCUCCUGUUCAAGCAGAAUAUGCGAUAGGCUCUAGUAGGCGGAAAAAAGUCCACAGACGAAAAAUUGUCGAGCUCUCCAACGAUGAUCCUUCUUUUAACAUGGUGACUGGCGGCGUGGAAACCGUCGGUUCUGUUUUCCAGCAACCUAUCCUCGAACACCCAGCUACGAACCCCGCAGCUACAGCAGAGCAAUCUCCAAGCUCAAAUAGGAUAUACAGCAGAAUCUCUGACCCCAAGCCGCUUCAGAAGACCACUAUUGCUACUAUCCCACCCCCAAAAGAAUCGCAAAGCAGUCCUGCCUUCGAAUCCGCCAAGAAUCCCCACUUACUUCCUGCUGUCCAAAAUCUCGACUGGAGCGCCAACGGGGACUCCUAUCGUCAACGACUCGAAGCGUUGAAGCAAGAAGUUGGAACAAACUGGCUGACAGUGCUUGGCGAUGAAUCCUGGGACACUUCACAAAAGAAUAUCAAUUCUCAUACAGGGGGGGGAACAGAAUACGAUCCAGUUGGGUCACUUCGACCCGCGCUCAUUGCUAGAACUAGUAGCCAAGCCAUCGCCACUGGAGGUCGAAUGUUGGGCUAAAUAUCGGACGAAUCGAUAUUUUUCUUCACGUUGGAUGUCUUCUUUCCACUCCUCUCUCCUACAUUACCUCCCUUCGCCCCCCGAGACCCCCCGAGAACGCCGAUCUAAAAUCCAAAAUCGAAACCACAUAUGUGAUCUUGUUGCACGAAAUACGAUAUAAGAUUUGAGAGGUAUAGACUCUAUUUUCCAAAUCGCGAGGAAAUAAAUUGCGAAAACCCGGCGGGCAGAUAUCUUGUCAUCCCCCUUCUACACACAAAAAAGUUGAGAAACCAAAAAGUGAGAGAAAGAGAGAAAAGUGUUUUGAGGAGCGAUUUUUCCAUUUUCACAGAAACCCAUCAUGAUCGUUUUCAACUCUUUAAAUUUUCCCUUUUCUUCUCCCUUUCUUUCUUCUGCGAGGCAGCCUUGUGCUUUUCCCCUAAUGGGAUAUAUGUCUGCAUGUUCGUUUCUUUUUGCAUGAAAUAUACCACUGUUGUUUCCAGCCUGUAUGAUAAUUUUUUUGGGCUUUAGUUCUUUUAUUUGCAUGUGUAUGGCGCUAACUGAUUUUGGGUGGCUUCCUGUCUCCGCUUUUGUCACUGUUGUUGUUUACCUAUCCCUGUGAGUUCAGGCCUCGUCCAGGGAGGUAUAUGAGUGAGAGGAUCAUCCCUCCCUUUUGCUCAUAUUGUUAGACCGCUUUUGUACUCUACUUUUACGGACUGGAGAGGCGGCUUGUUUUUACCUUUUCAUGGUUAUUUGUUUUUGCGUCUUUUUUCCCCUAAAUUUUCGAGCACUCCGGCGUUUCACAUAGCGAGUAUUUCUAUUCUUUGUGCUAUUUUCCCUUCUUCUUUUUCGUACCGAUUUUUUGGUUGGGUCUUUGGUGCUGCGAACAGAAAACGCUAAUAGCGUUGUAUAAUGUUUUUCUUGAUUUCCCAAUCAAUGUGUGUCGGGCGGGAGGUUUUGCGUUAACAGACUUUGGUUAACAACAUUAAAAUAUGCUAUUUUCUUUCUCUUCUCUAAAUGCAACUUUCUCAGAUCAUGCUCUAUUUUAUUAAUAUACUCGCGCUGUGAUGCUUUUUUCUUUCUCACUGCUCUCCUCCGGUCAUUAUAGUAAGCGUAUAGAGGUGUAGUAUAUCGAGGCCUUGUGUAAGGGGGUAGGCAAAGAGGACCACCCACUUGCACUAACUCUAUCCUUAUUACCGUUUAAAAACACUAUCCGGAACUCGAUGUCAUAUGGGAUAUCCAACUAAGGGAUGCACCUACAUCAGCCAGGCAGAGCUCAGAGGCAGACCUUCCCAAGCGUGCGGGCAAGGCAAUUUCGAAGGCCGGGGUGCUGCCUUUUUUGCUUAUAUAUAGUUAUAUAUUUUGUGUAUAUAUUCUUUUGCGUUGAUGCAUCCGUGCGAAAUACCCAUAUGAGGCCCCAUUGGUGGUGAAUAUUAGCUAUAUAGCUCGUUACCCUCUUGAUAGGCCGGGCACGUAUGGAAAGGGAGAUGGAGGUUU